AUGGCAAACUUAUUACUCGGCGCGGUAAUAGAAAGUUUCUCAGACACUUCAUCGGAGACUAUAGGGAGAAGUCAACACAAUGACUCGACUCCAAAUAACUUGGCAGGCACAACACCGAAAUCUUUCGAGUAUGAUCAAGAUAAUACAGGGAGUAAGAGAAAACCAUCGGAUAAACGUCCUAGAAAAGGCCAUACGAAGUCCAGGAAAGGAUGCUACAAUUGCAAGCGAGCACGAAUCAAAUGCAAAGAGAAUCGACCGUCAUGUGAUUAUUGUGCACACCGUAACAUGCAAUGCCGAUGGCCGGAUCCAGUCCAACUGCAGCCACCAGCGGAGGAAGUUCAGAUCAGGUCAAUAACACGAAAUGCGAACUUCCCUGUCCAAACGCCGAUAGCUCCCGAAAUCCAAGUUGUCGGACCUGUUUACAACGCUUUCGACUUCAAGCUUUUCCACCAUUUCAUUGAUAAAGCACAUCCACAUCAUCCUAUUGGUAGUGAUGCUGUUUGGCGGCAUGACAUCCCUGUUAUCUCGUCUGAUCAUGAAUACCUACUCCAUGCAAUGCUCGCUCUCUCAGCUCAAGACAUGGCAUCAGUCAACGCAGACCCAGUAACCUCACAACAAUUGAAGACAAAAGCCAUGUCCCAUCGCGUAACAGCAAUUUCGGCCCUCAAUACUGCGAUCACAAAGGGUCUUUCACGAUUUGAACAAGGCAAUGCUAUGCUUGCUACUUGCUUCGCACUGCUCUUCCAAUCGGUGUAUAUGGAUGAUGGUCUUGCUGAGUACAUGACGUUUAUACGUGGUACAGUCGCGGUCGGUAUCCAGAUGGGUAUCAGAAAAGACAAAAUCCUUUUCGAGCAUCUUUUUGACGACAAUGGCGAGAAGCUAGUAGAUCCGGCAAUGAUGAAAGCACCGCUCGUAGAUUCUUCACUGGUAAGAAUGGCAUUAGCAAGUUUAGAGAAGAUUCAACCACUCUGCGACCACGUCGUCGAGGUUGAAAUCUACGGAAUGUUACUUGCUGCAGCAAGGGCGUUGAUUACAUCAUCACGAGAUGCAUGGCACGAACUCCGCAAAAUCUACGCCCACUUCAGCUACUUCAUGCCCCAGUCCUCCUUCAACCAUCUAAUCAAUCCCGCAAACCGCACCUGCCAAAUCUUGCAAUCCCACUUCAUAGCCCUCCAACUAGUCAUGACGCCCAUCACCCAAAACGAGCAUCUAGACAACGGUGAUCCUACUAAGGAAAUCCGCGAAAACAGUGGGACGACAGGACGAUGGUUCAGACCUUUACAUAGGAAUGUCCCGGAUGAUAUGCUGGAGUAUUAUAAGUGGCCGAUGUGGGUUGAAAAGGAGGUUAUGGGAGGACGAGUUUUUGAUGGGGUUGUGAGAAAAGAGGAUGAGAAUGGUGAGGUUAUUGACGGGGUAGUACCGUGCUUCGGGGAGUGGCCGGCGAAGAAUCGUGGUGGACAGAUUGAUUCGCGGACGGGGGUUGAGAAGGUUGUUGAAGAUGUCCCUUGUUCGGAGAUUGGAGAGAUCUUUGUUGAUCUCAUCUUCAAGCGUUUUGAGAUUGCGGACUGA
Molecule: messenger RNA, 1569 nt
Organism: Glarea lozoyensis ATCC 20868
Lineage: Eukaryota; Fungi; Ascomycota; Leotiomycetes; Helotiales; Helotiaceae
Product: Zn2/Cys6 DNA-binding protein
Exons: 5
Coding region: 1-1569 (522 amino acids)
Biological process (GO): regulation of transcription by RNA polymerase II
Molecular function (GO): zinc ion binding; DNA-binding transcription activator activity, RNA polymerase II-specific
Source: RefSeq, a predicted model, not a curated record